CUGGACCCUCUCCCUCUCCUCCAAAUAUUGUUGAUUGAGCGGGGUACGUGUGACAAGAGGUCCUGGGGGCCUCUCAUUCCAACUACGGAGACCCCGUCGACUCCUCCUAGGACACAUCGUUGGACACCAUCUCGAGCAUUAGUUAGCAGAACGGAGCCCGCACUGCCCCGACAUCUCUACAUGUGGACAUCCCCGUCCCGCCUGAGGAUUGGUCGAGCACCGAGGAAAAAGGACAUUAGAAAGUAACAGUGCAUCUCGGUCAACGGGAUUUCAGCGAAUAGAGUGAGAGAAUAAUGGAUCGCAAAUCUUCACUCAGUACGAAGAGAAAAUUAUCGUUUCUCGGCUUUGGCAAACGGCCCUCGACCGACGGAAAUGGCGCGGAAACGGUCCCGGAGCUGGACGAGGAGAUGGAGAAGGUCUUCGCCAUGGACUCUGGUGAAAAAUUCGACGUAGCUCGGUUGGGCUCACCCUCAGAGUCAGCUGGCUCCGACCGCGACAGAGAUCGUGGACCACCUCCACGUUAUGGCGAUCAGGUGUUCAAUCAACACCGAAAACGAAGUUAUCCACAUCCACACAUGCCCUUGAAGAGCUUACACUCAAGAUCAAUGAGAAGGCAUCUAUCAACCGAGGGUUCAACCGAUCAAGAGCCGGACGAAGACAGUGUGGCAACCACUAGAAACGGUGACACCCCGCGCACAGACACCCCCGACAAUGCGCCAUCAGUGACCAACACCGACGGCACUCUCUCUCCAGACGACCAGGACAACACCUUGAGCAGUGAGUCCGAGGCCCCGGUAUCUGAGCGUGCAGCCUCCGGUUGCACAGACUCCCCCCUGAUUGGCGCACCCCGAGUGCAGUUUGAAAAGAUCCAGGAAGAGGAAGACCAGUCCCCGCAGACCGAGGAGGCCCUCACCGAGGAGGACCGCAAGCGUCGGCACAAGCACGAUCACAAAAGGCAUCACUACAAGUCGCGUAAGUACUCACUCCAAGAGGAUCCGCAAUGGCGAAAGAGAUCGGGCGCUGGACUACCGGACAUUGCUGGUGCAAUGGGGAGACGUGUAUCGGUUCAACCGGACGAGGCUUCAACUUUACAAGAGCUAGACAUAGAUGAUCUUGAGUCGCACAGGAGCGAUGAUCCCCGGGGGAUGCGUCGGCACAAGGCCGCCCACUCGACAGUACAAAUUGGAAGGAAGAAAGAGGGUGGAAUACCCCAUGAGACGUUUAAAAAGAUGUAUGAUCACUCGCCCCACGAGGUUUUUGUACAGCUCGACGAGUUGCACGGUAUCGGCGAGGAGAGGGAGUGGAGAGAGACUGCCAGGUGGAUAAAAUACGAAGAAGACGUCGAAGAGGGUGCGGAUAGAUGGGGCAGACCCCACGUGGCGUCUCUCAGUUUCCAUUCGCUCCUCAAUCUUCGACGUUGCCUUGAGACUGGGGUGGUACUGCUGGAUCUCGAGGAGAAGGAAGUGCCGGGGUUGGCCUACAGGGUUGUGGAGCAGAUGGUUAUCGAGGAGCUUAUUCUACCCGAGGACAGGCCCGUUGUCAUGCGGGCACUGCUGCUGAGACAUCGACAUGUUCACGAACAUGAGAGGGGCUUUCGCUUCGGAGGGAAAAAGAAUUAUGCGAGCUACACUUCACUUCAGUCUAUCUGGCUGGAUGAGGAAGAUACUGCGCGGGAGAGCACUGACAACCAUAAUCUUCAAGACGCAAAGUCGAAGAUCAUCCCGACUCAUCCCCCGGACCCCAAUCACACCACCAUAGACAUGAAAGAAGAGAUGACAUACACAAGCAGCAGUGAGGAUCUAAAGAAGAACCGCAACGAGUAUAUCCUGAAGAGGAUACCAGCAGGAGCUGAAGCAACGGUGGUGCUUGUGGGCGCAGUUGAUUUUCUGGACCAGCCGACAAUAGCCUUCGUCCGUCUAGCCGAGGGAGUUCUUCUCCCAUCGAUAACAGAAGUGAACAUCCCGGUGAGAUUUAUGUUCACCCUUCUGGGGCCUCGCAACGCCGACCUGGAUUACCACGAGAUAGGAAGAUCGAUAUCAACACUGAUGGCAAACACAUCAUUUCACAAGGUCGCUUACAAAGCCACUGAGCGUCGUGAGCUUUUGUCUGCGAUAAACGAGUUUCUGGAUGAUUCGAUAGUCCUUCCCCCUGGGGACUGGGAGCGCCAGGCGCUGCUGCCCUUUGACGAACUCAAGUCCAAGAGCGAGGCGAUAAGAAAUCGCAAGGCAAAGGCACUGGCCAAAGCUGCUAGAGUGGAAAAGGCGAAUGAAUCACUGGCUAUCAAGAAGGCUCUGCUAGCUGGUGAAGAGGGAAAGCCCCCGGAUGACAGUGAUCCCUUGAGGAGGACCAGAAGACCCUUCGGGGGUCUCAUCAACGACGUCAAACGAAGAUAUUCAUUCUAUUUAUCAGACUUCACUGAGGGUCUCAAUUCUUCUUGUCUUGCUGCUGCUAUUUUCAUGUACUUCGCUGCCCUCUGCGCCGCCAUCACAUUUGGAGGUCUCAUCAGUGACAAAACGCGAAAUAUUAUUGGCAUUUCGGAGACCCUGGUGUCCUGCUGCUGGACAGGAGUCAUAAUGGCCCUUUUUUCAACUCAACCACUUGUAAUUAUCGGGACGACUGGACCUCUCUUGUUGUUUGAUGAAAGUCUCUACAAUUUCUGUAUUCAAAAUGGUCUCGACUUCUUGACGAUGAGGGUCUACGUAGGGGGAUGGAUGGGAAUCAUCGCCCUGACAGUGGCUUGUGCCGAGGGCUCGGUCCUGGUGAGACUAUUCACACGAUUCACCGAGGAAAUUUUCACUGGGUUAAUAUCACUUCUGUACAUCGUCGAGACAUUCGUGAAACUUGUGAAUUAUUUUCAGAGGAAUCCACUCCUCCAUGAGUACUGUUUUGUUUGCGAUGAUAAUAACAGUACGUCGUUGGUGAAUUCAACUAUUGGUGGUGAUGGUGGAAUGAAUGAGACUCUUGAGAGUGAUAUGUGCUCAAACGGAACGUUACCAAGAUACAACUCAGCGAAUUUACUUAUCAAUCAACCUAACACUGCACUGAUGUGCACUAUCCUCUGUUUGGGAACUUUUCUGGGAGCUUAUUACCUGAGAAUAUUCAGGAACAGUCACUACUUGGGUCGAAGUGCUAGGCGAGCAUUUGGGGACUUUGGUGUACCACUCAGUAUAAUCACAUUCGUGCUUAUUGAUUUUCUGGCUGACGUUAAAACUGAGAAGCUGUUGGUGCCAGAGGGUUUGACCCCCUCGAUUCGAGGCAGAAGUUGGAUUGUUUCACCAAGUGGUGGUGGCAAUCCUGUACCUGUGUGGAUGGCCUUUGCCUGUAUUGUACCCGCGUUAUUAGUCUACAUUCUUGUGUUCAUGGAGACUCAGAUAUCAGAGUUGAUAAUUGAUAAGAAGGAGAGAAAAUUGAGAAAGGGAUGUGGUUAUCACAUGGACAUUGUGGUGGUCUGUUUGAUGAACGUUGGAUGUGGCUUGAUGGGCGCACCCUGGUGUUCAGCAGCAUCAGUGAGAUCGUUGACUCACGUGUCAGCUGUCACGAUAAUGUCCAGGACUCAUGCACCUGGUGACAAGCCGCAUAUCGUUGAGGUGAAGGAGCAGAGAGUGUCAGCACUUCUUGUAUCAAUUCUCGUUGGAGUUUCUGUCCUCAUGGCACCACUCCUCAGACGUGUACCCAUGGCUGUUCUCCUAGGUGUUUUCCUCUACAUGGGAAUAUCAUCCACCAAUGGGGUACAACUAUUCGAUCGUGUUAAAUUAUUCUUCAUGCCUGUCAAGCAUCACGGUGGUGCCAAUUAUGUUAGACGUGUCCAAACAUACAAAAUGCACAUAUUCACACUCAUUCAGAUAUUCUGCUUAACCGUCCUGUGGAUUGUUAAGAGUACAACAGCUGCCCUUGCACUACCAUUCUUUCUCAUACUUAUGAUACCACUGCGAGCACAGAUGACGAGAUUCUUUACACCAGCUGAAUUACGUGCACUUGAUACUAAAGAACCAGAUCACGAGACUGUCGAAGAUGAGCCUGAUUUCUACGAGGAGGCCCCAUUACCUGGUUAGAACAGUUGUGCCUUAUUGAUUCAAUACCUUCGAUCGAGUCUUUAUUAUUCCUCAGAUAUUGUUCCAAUUUGCUACAUCGAUGCGGAUGAGUUGAGAUUGUUUAUCGUUAAUCAUUGGCUCAAUAUUUGCAUUUUAAGGUACGAGGAUUUGUUGAUGAGGGAAAUUUUUGGGAGGGCUGUCCCUCAGACCUCUUGAGUUGAAUUGUUCACACUUGUGGGUAUGUGAGUACUUAUUGACGUUGUAGGUAGGCUUAUUAUCAUUUUCUAGGUGAAUAAUUGUCAAUUAAUAAUUGAUAGAGCGCGUAGUUUGGGAUUUUAUUGUUUAGGAGGGACUAGAGGGUGGUGUCAACAUUGGAAAAUAUUUCCAGAUAUCACUAGUGUAUAUAGAUAGUUAUUAGGGUCUUAUUGUAGUGAUACUGCACAUCGCUCAGUUUUAUGUUUCUCGUCACACUCAAAAGUUACUUAGAUGAACAGGACAUUGAUCAUUGGUGCUACUAACAAUUAUUUAUUCCUUCGAAUUUUUAAAACCCUUAAUUAUUGUGAAUCGUUGGACUUGAUGCUACCUCAGCAAUACCUGAUUGAUGAUUAGGAAGGGAUUUUACAUCCAUUUGAGUGAACUGUAAUGGUAUGUUAAUCGAUAGUGGUGCUGUAUUUGCCAAGGUUUGAUGAUUAAUGUACUUACGAUUAGAUGAACGAACGAACAAAUGAGAGAUUUAUGAAAAUUCAAGGCUUGUAAACCUGCUCGAAAAUACUUGUUCAAGAAUUCCCUAUUUUUCGUGAUGAAAUACAAUCAAGAAUCAAGAAUUUCGAGUUGGACAAUAAGAUGAAUGCCAUAAGAGUUUAUUAUAUUUGAAUAAUGUACCUGAAUGGUUGAUUAUAUCACUACGGAGCCAAGCACAAUGAAUCUCAUUACCAGAAACGUCCCAUCCAUAUUUACAAUUUUAGUUGAAUCAGAAAAUCUUAGGGGAAUGGAGGAACAAUGCUUGGUGACGUUUUAAUUGCGAGGGUAUUAGAGAGAUAUAAAUAUAUUUUGUAAUGUGUUGGGUGGAUAAUUACGACGGUGAAUAGGUUUACAUGUGUUGAAUUUAGAGCCGUUGAACAGGACAUGAUAAUUCCACAUAUUUUGAGAGGACAGUUGUUUGAAAUUUAAGACAGAAAAUAGGGCCAGAAUGAAAGAUAUAUUGUAUUUUGAUCAAUGCCAAGGGGGAGCCGAAAAAAAUGCUCCACUUGGACUUUUAACAGAAGGCGAAAAUUAUUAAAAAAUCCCCCCAAUAUUUACUUAAUUGUGAUAGACUCGUAGACUAUUGAUACUACGCAAUCAACUAUCGGAACACCUGCGAAUAUUUAUCGUUGUUGAAUUGACAACUCGCGAGAAUGAGUUGAACAGUGAUGAAUUAUCCAAUUUUAUCGAUCACGUAUACUACUGAUGCCACUGCAGAUGACAUAAUAGAGAUAAUUCAGAGAUUCGUUAAUAUAGUAUUAUGUAAAUAAUUCAGUUAACGUACAGUAUUACGAGUAAUAAAUAAAUCGUAUUUUAAUUUUGCCCUCUA
Diachasmimorpha longicaudata is the source of this 5601-nucleotide messenger RNA. RefSeq names its product anion exchange protein 2 (gene Ae2). Gene Ontology annotation, molecular function: solute:inorganic anion antiporter activity; monoatomic anion transmembrane transporter activity. The coding region runs from base 294 to 4052 and encodes 1252 amino acids. NCBI's taxonomy places the organism in Eukaryota, Metazoa, Arthropoda, Insecta, Hymenoptera, Braconidae. The transcript is spliced from 8 exons. Gene Ontology annotation, cellular component: plasma membrane. Gene Ontology annotation, biological process: monoatomic anion transport; bicarbonate transport; transmembrane transport. The record is from RefSeq and is a predicted model, not a curated record.